GCACGUUUCCUUCUUUUAUUUUUGGGGGUCCUUCUUGGGUGCCUGGAGUUGGGAGAGAUGGAAACGGGAAGAGUAGUGGUUGAGAAAGUUGGAGGAAAGUCAACAGUUACAAGCUGCUAUUCAAAGUAUCCCUUGAAAUUCAUAGUACCCAACAAGGUGGGCAACUCCAAAUGUGACGCUGUUUGGAUUUAUAGCCUCACAUACGGUGGUGGCAUUGUCUCUGGAGAUUCUAUUUCAUUCAAGUUUAAUGUCGGAUAUGGCUGCUACGCUGUCUUGACUACUCAAGCUUCAACAAAGGUCUACAAGUCAAUGGGAUCAAAGUGCUCAGAGCAGGUCUUAGAGGCAAGAGUGAGCGGUGAUGCACUUUUGGCCAUAAUUCCAGAUCCUGUUACAUGUUUUUCCACAGCAAGAUACACUCAAAAACAAGUCUUUAGGAUGGUUGGUGACUCAAGUCUACUCAUGGUUGAUUGGGUUACCAGUGGGCGCCAUGAAAGUGGUGAAAAAUGGGAUUUUGAUAUGUACAAAAGCACAAAUAACAUAUUCAUUGAAGAUGAUGAGCCUCUGUUUCUUGAUACGGUGCUUUUAGAGAAAGGAAGCAUUUCUUCUAUAGCAGAGCGUAUGCAGGGCUACCAAGUUAUUGCAAUGGUUGUCUUUUGGGGGCCUAAGAUGAAACAUAUUCAAAACAAAGUUCAAGAAGAUGUGAGAAAAAUAAUGACAGAGCAGUUACAGUUUUCGUCUCCUGCCUCGGUUCACAAAAGGAAAAGAAAUCCUGAUUAUUGCAUUAACCAGCCAAACUUUAUUGCUUCGUCGAGUGUUUUUGGUUCUGAGGGUAAAGGGGUUGUUGUUCGAAUAGUGGCCGCGACAACUGAGUCAGUAUACCAAUUUUUACGGCAUCAGUUAGCUAGCUUGGAACCACUACUUGGAGUAUUACCAUAUAACUGAAUAUUCUUUCAAUAUUUAAUUAGGACGGAUAUUUACUUUUUACUCAUCCAUCUUUGAACUGUUCCAUAACGUUUACAAUCUGAAUUUGGAAAAAUAUUUUCAGAGUACUUUUCAUUUUUGUUGCUGUAUGCGUACCAUCUGUAGAAUAUAUUAAUAAAAUCUUCCAAGUAAAUAAUAAAUCAAUAUAAAUAGUGACCAUUUUACUGUCA
This is a messenger RNA of Cannabis sativa, 1151 nucleotides long. Its product is annotated as urease accessory protein D. Lineage: Eukaryota; Viridiplantae; Streptophyta; Magnoliopsida; Rosales; Cannabaceae. The record is from RefSeq and is a predicted model, not a curated record. The transcript is spliced from 8 exons. The coding region runs from base 58 to 942 and encodes 294 amino acids. Gene Ontology annotation, molecular function: nickel cation binding.